UUGGAAACUACAAUUAGUAUACAGUUCUUUCAAAAGCGUAAACGAGACUGUACGUUCUGUUCAUUUUUCGUAAAAUACGUCAAAUUAUUGAGAAAAGUAUUGUUUGAUUAUAUUGAGUCUUCUUGAUGAUAUUUAGCUAUCAAAGAAAGGUAGAAAACAAGCGCCAUUUUCUUGUUCAACUAAAUUGGCCCGCCACAUAAUUUGAAUUUAAAUGAACAGAUUAUCCCCAGUAUUCUGUUGAUCGGUCUAUUUGGUAUAAUGCUCAUGGAUGGCAUGGAUGAUACACUAAAUAACUAUACUUACAGUACAACAAGAGCUUGAAAAAGGCUAUGCUCCCUAAGAAACGUGAAAAAAUGGGUAGAAGAACUUCCAACAUUAUAGACAGGCUUCUAUCUCGAGAACUGGCAAUACUGGAGGAAGCAACCAUUCAAAAGUAUGCCAGCUCUUCGCUACGAAAUAGCCUCGAGAACUUACAAACUUCUCCAAAUCACUGUCUUCACUUUUAUACAGAUGCAGCAGAUAUACUCAUACCGGUGUUUUCCACAAAAUUUUCAAAGCGAGCCUGUAAUGGACAAGCAUUGGCGUGUGUCGAUGAAGAAGGAUAUUUAACAGUUGUAGAUACAAGAAAAUGGUUGCAUACAAUACCAAGAGAGACAGACACAAGAGCAUAUAGAUUGGAUGAAUGGAGAGAACCGGCUGCUUGGAAAAACAAAGCUGCUUUAAGUACUUUGGUCCAUCAAAAUGCAAUAUUUGAUGUCUGUUGGUUGGGUACAACAGACCAACAAAUAGCAACUGCUUCUGGAGACCAAACAAUACGAAUAACUGACACAACAACUUGGGAUCAUGUAAACAGCCUCAUAGGACACAGAGGAUCGGUGAAAGUUGUAAGAGAACUGCCUCUUUCUGAUGGUAAGAUUCUUGGCUCUGCUGGUAGAGAUGGCAAUGUAAUGUUAUGGGAUACGAGAUGUCCUGCGAAAAGUACAUUCUUGGGACAAAACUACGCCAUAUCUCCUGUUCUAUCGUUGCAGCAGGUUCAUUCUCCAAGUUAUGCAUCUCCAUUGCAAGACCGAGUAACGAAGAGAAGAAGAACGUCAAGUGCUUUGGAUAUGCGCCCACAAAAUGAAGCGUCUACCUCUUAUGGUGUUACUGGAAUGGCUUUUCAUCCUCAAAGUGAUGGCCAUCUCCUUUUCACUUCGGGUGCUGUUGAUGGAUCUGUAAAACUAUGGGACAUUAGGAAAAUCUCUUCUACAAGUAAGGAGGUUGAAUUUCUUGCCGUAUGUCAUCCUGGAUGUGAUGAAGAACUAACAUCGCGACCUCACGGGAUUUCUUCCAUUCAAAUGGAUAGUAAUGGUAGAUAUCUUUUGGCGUGCUCUACUGACUCCAGAGUGUAUCUAUAUGAUCCUAGCCGAAUAGAAUGGGGAGCAUGUACAAUACUAACAGGAGGUCAGAAUAUGUCAUUCUAUGUAAAGUGUGAUUUUAGUCCGGAUGGAAACUUCGUGGUAACAGGUUCCUGUAAUUCGAAAGCAUAUAUUUGGUAUCUUGGCCAAAAUAGGUCAACUGAAUCUUGUCUCUAUCCAUUCCUCGAGUUAGAAGGUCAUCAAGGUGAAGUUUCCGACGUUGCUUGGUGUCGAACGGAGCCAGAGUUGAUUGCAACUUCAGGAGACGACUGUAUGGUGAGUCUAUGGCAAGGACCACGGCUUCGACAGAUGAUGAAAACAAGUAGUUGCGUGACAAACUCACCAAUCAAUGCAACAAGACUUUAUUGGGCUGAUAGUGUAAAGGUCGAUACCCCGAGUAGGAAACGUCAAAGGAGAGAAGGUGACGAUAGUAGGACACCCUUACAACUCAAAUCUAUUACCGAAUACUUUAACAGGGUGAGUCCUUGUUCUAGUGAAACCAAAGAAUAUAAAUAAGUUUUACAAACUCACAAAGAGAAAGUGAGACUCAUUCAAAUA
Galdieria sulphuraria is the source of this 1955-nucleotide messenger RNA. RefSeq names its product transducin family protein / WD-40 repeat family protein. Gene Ontology annotation, molecular function: protein binding; protein-macromolecule adaptor activity. Lineage: Eukaryota; Rhodophyta; Bangiophyceae; Galdieriales; Galdieriaceae. The coding region runs from base 330 to 1913 and encodes 527 amino acids. The transcript has a single exon. The record is from RefSeq and is a predicted model, not a curated record. Gene Ontology annotation, biological process: proteasome-mediated ubiquitin-dependent protein catabolic process. Gene Ontology annotation, cellular component: nucleus.